AUGAACAGUCUUGGCGGUAGGAUACCUCUAGAAAUUGCACAGUGUGUGCUUCUUGAGGAUCUCGAGCUCUGCUGUAACAAUAAUUCUGGCACUAUCCCUUCACAAAUUGCUAACCUCCGGAAUUUAAACACCUUUUUAGAUUUACAUUGCAACGCAUUGACAGGACCGGUGUUGGCUGGUAUAAGAGGAAUGCAAAUGAUCCAGGCUGUAGAUCUGUCAGUGAAUAAACUAAUUGGGGCCGUCCCUACCCAAAUUAUAGGCUUAGUAGGUUUGAAGUACCUGAAUCUCUCUUACAAUCAUCUGGAGGGCAUCCUUCCAUCAGUGAUCUGGCAAAAACUAUCAAUCCUUGAAGAACUAGAUUUGUCUCACAAUAAUAUAACAGGCUCGGUUCCCCCCUCCAUCUCCAAGCUAGAAAUGCUUGAAAUCUUGGAAUUGGGGUAUAAUAAUUUCAUAGGUCAAGUACCCUAUACAGGUGCCGUCAAGAAGAUGAACAUGACAUCCUUUCUUGAAAAUCCGAGACUGUGCGAAAUAGCAGGCAGUCUGAGGAUUUCGAUGGAAGAAUUGAAGAGAGCAACAAGAGACUACAACUGUGAUAACUUAAUCGAUGCAGGAAACUACAGAUCUGUUUAUAGAGGAGUUCUAUUGAGUGGGGAGAGUGUGGCCAUAAAGGCUUUCAGGGUUUCCGAUUCAGAAAGGGUAGAGAGAAGCUUCAUCAGAGAAUGCAAGACCCUGGGGAAAGUCCGGCACCAAAAUCUGGGUUUGCGUUACUUGCAUCAUGACUGUUCACCUCAAAUCGUGCACUGUGAUUUGAAACUACAGAAUGUGCUGCUGGACGAGGACAUGAUGACUGACGUGGCCGAUUUUGGAAUUGCAUGGCUCUUUGGUCCAACCGAUGACUCAGCCAACACAACCUCGGCACUGAAAGGAACCGUCGGCUAUAUCCCACCAAGUUAG
Messenger RNA from Cryptomeria japonica (Japanese cedar), 954 nucleotides. RefSeq names its product brassinosteroid LRR receptor kinase-like. The record is from RefSeq and is a predicted model, not a curated record. NCBI's taxonomy places the organism in Eukaryota, Viridiplantae, Streptophyta, Pinopsida, Cupressales, Cupressaceae. Gene Ontology annotation, biological process: protein phosphorylation; hormone-mediated signaling pathway. Bases 1 to 954 code for a protein of 317 amino acids. Gene Ontology annotation, molecular function: protein binding; ATP binding; protein kinase activity. Gene Ontology annotation, cellular component: plasma membrane. The transcript is spliced from 3 exons.